Thrips palmi is the source of this 2174-nucleotide messenger RNA. RefSeq lists its product as uncharacterized. The coding region runs from base 551 to 1849 and encodes 432 amino acids. The transcript is spliced from 5 exons. The record is from RefSeq and is a predicted model, not a curated record. Gene Ontology annotation, molecular function: protein binding. Lineage: Eukaryota; Metazoa; Arthropoda; Insecta; Thysanoptera; Thripidae.
AGCUCCUCGUAGAUCAAGCUCUUUUCAUCACUAUUUCCCGAUCAAGAUUUAGUGAAUACCCUGCUCUCGGGUGAUAGGAAUUCAGUUUAUUCUACUCGAGCUGUGGGUCGAGGCGAGAUAUACCAAACCGGAAGUCUAAAAUGACCCACUGGCCGAGUUCAAUCAGGAAUGUGCAUGUAACCUAUGCUGAGGCCAUCUCUGCAACGCGUUUAAGCGAAAUCUUUGGAAUGCAUUGAAAGAAGUAGCUGCUUUGAACUGCCGAACGUCGCCGGCACAUCAUCCCUUCCACUCGGCCUUUGCAGAGUUUCGUGACCAAGUUCGGUGCGCCUGCAGCAGCCACUCCACUCAAAGUUUUACCAGUGUAGUGGCGGCGAAGGCGACCGAUUGCAGGAGGGGACUGCACUGACGGGCGGGGCCGCGGGUGCCAAAGUGCCGCAACAACUUGCAGAAGGCGACGACCUCGUCGCUGGAAAAUCACGUUCGUCCACAUCGUCAACGCAGCCGGGGCUCGGUCUGCUCGACACUCACUGCAGACCUCAGUGCCGCAACAAUGGACCAAUCGCUGCUGCUGGCCCUGCCGGACGACGCGCUGCUGGCCGUGCUGGCGUUCCUGCCGCCGAGACAGCUCUUCGACUGCCGCGUGCUGUGCCGCCGCCUCCGUGAUCUGUGUCUCCACCGCGACCUGUGGCGCCGCGUCCGAGUGGCGUGCCCAUUGAAACACCGUGGUCUGUGCCGCAGUGCCCUCCGGCUCGCACCCUGCCUCCGCGAACUGGACAUCAGUGGGAUUGACCUUGAGGAUGCUGCCAGCGAAGUGUCCCGCACCUCGUGUGUCGUCGCUAAACUUGAGCUAUCUGUCGAAGCCACACACGUAAUGACUUUUGCCACGGCUAUAGUGGAAAAGGCAUCUGCUCUCGGUGGCCUUAAAGAACUGGUCCUAAGUAUCUGGGUUGAGGAAGGCGUCGUGGAUGUGAAUGGGCUCUUGGGGGCAAUGUACAAGGCAGACCGUCUCCGCAAAUUGACAAUCGAAGGCCCAUGCCGGGUGGCUUCAAUAAAUGGCCUGGAGAAGAGCCCGUCCCUUACCGAGCUCACAUGUCUGUACCGUCCACCUCAUGACGCUUUAGUAGAACAUCUACUGGAGGCACACGCCGCCACCCUCGAACGUGUCGUUUUCGAGUGGUCCGUGCUUCCCGUGUCUGCUUUGUUAAUGCUGCCCAGGCUACGUUCCUUCGGGUGUGGGAUAUGCGAAGAAGACGUCUUAGGACUUCCGGAAUUCCUGCGUGCGGCGUCGCAGCUCCGCUCUGUGUCUCUUGCUCCAAGUCCCUACAGGUUCAGGAUAGAUGCUGAUAUCAUACCUGCUCUGGCUGCAUCACCCUCUGCCCGUGUCUUAGAAACCCUUGAACUGCAUGUCCCAAACGAAAAAACAGUCUUCUGGCGUAAGGUAGCUGCCGCCGUACCUCAGUUCACAGCUCUACGGACUCUCUCCCUGAAGUUCGAUCCAUUCGAUUUGCCGCAUCCUGAACCCUGCUUCGAUUUGAUGCGGGCGCUGAACCCAACAACUGUCCCUAGCCUCACCACGCUGGAGAUGCUCGACUUACCCACACCCACAGCGGCCUUUUGCGUCCACGCCUGGAUGCACGACCCCGCCGUUGAAGAACUUCCGAGGAGGAACCCUCGUCUCCAUCUCCGCCUGAGGCUAAUUUUUUUGGACUAUGAAAAUUGCACGUGCACCUGGUGCAAUGAAAAGUGCCACUCUGAUAUUCGUUGGAGAUUCGAGGGCUGCGUCGCGUUCGCGGCGCACUCCAGGGAGGCCUACUGCCCGUACCCGAGUGAAUGCUCCAGUUGGCCAUGAUUUGGUUUUUGGUUUGAAAUAACUGGCGUUUAUAUUUAUUUAGACAGCCUUUUUAAUUGUGUUUACCAGUUGCUCUGUGUUCUUUAACCGACAACUGUAUAUAUCUUCCUGUUCAAAAUUGUUCUAUAAAACAGGUGUGCCUAUGAUGGAGUUCGGAAGGUGUGAUUAAAUAGUAAUCGAACUCAUGGAUUUUCGUUUUUGUACUUACUAUUUGUGUCGAAGUUAAACGUUUGGCCCCAGAUUUCUUCGCCAAGACUUUUCUAAUAACUCCUAUGCAUGUUAAUUCUGGAAAUUCUCUUCACCACAAUAAAGACGUGUUUUUGAA